This is a messenger RNA of Hibiscus syriacus, 540 nucleotides long. RefSeq lists its product as uncharacterized. The transcript has a single exon. NCBI's taxonomy places the organism in Eukaryota, Viridiplantae, Streptophyta, Magnoliopsida, Malvales, Malvaceae. The record is from RefSeq and is a predicted model, not a curated record. The coding region runs from base 1 to 540 and encodes 179 amino acids.
AUGAGAAGGCAAAUAAAAGGGAUCCUGAUUGUUUAUGGUGAGUGCUCGGGUCAAGUUGUUAAUUUAGAUAAGUCUGGAAUUUUUUUCAGCUCGAAUGUUAUAGAGGAGAAUCGAAGGGAUGUUAAGCGCAUAUUAGGUGUUGAGAGUUCGGCGAAUCCAGAGAAAUACCUUGGGCUUCCGGCUAUUGUAGGUAGGGCAAGGAAAGGAGCUUUUGCUAAUUUAAAGGAUAAAUUCGGCAGUGGAAUUCAGAGUUGGAACGUUCGAGUGCUAUCUCAAGGGGGAAAAGAAGUCUUUAUAAAAUCUGUUCUCCAAGCCAUCCCAAUGUAUGCAAUAAACUGCUUUCUUUUGCCAGAGACCCUGUGUAAAGAGUUGGAAGGACUUACGGCCCGUUUUUGGUGGCAAAAAACUGAAGUCAAAAGAGGAAUCCACUGGUGCUCUUGGGAGGAGUUGAGUAGAUUGAAGGAGGAUGGAGGUCUCGGUUUUCGAGACAUGGGAAGUUUAAUAUUGCUUUGUUGGCCAAGCAAGGAUGGAGGUUGUUAA